AUGCCACUUACAUUCCCCAUCUCCACCGAUUCCCCCAAACUUCUCCAAGACUCUCUUACAAAAGCAUCGAAACCACAAUAUGUGAUAUUCUUCGCCUCUCUCAAGCCCGACACAAACGAGUCUUGGUGUGGGGAUUGUCGACGGGCUGAAGGGCCUUUGAGUGAACAGCUUGGUAAGGCUGCUGGGAAAGAGAGGGUGAAGCUUAUUUAUGGCGGGUCGCAGAUUGAAUGGAGAGACUUGUCGUCGGGUAAGAAGAGUCCUUGGAGGGAGGAGCCGUGGGGUAUUGAUAGAUUACCUACUGUAGUGAAGAUUACUGGGGAGAAAUGGGAAAAAUUGAUUGAGGAAGAUUGUUAUGAUGAGAAGAAGUUGAAUGCUUUUGUUGAAGAGUAG
Molecule: messenger RNA, 390 nt
Organism: Sclerotinia borealis F-4128
Lineage: Eukaryota; Fungi; Ascomycota; Leotiomycetes; Helotiales; Sclerotiniaceae
Source: the annotation of a GenBank genome assembly